Molecule: messenger RNA, 3365 nt
Organism: Crotalus tigris (Tiger rattlesnake)
Lineage: Eukaryota; Metazoa; Chordata; Lepidosauria; Squamata; Viperidae
Gene: PGR
Product: progesterone receptor
Exons: 8
Coding region: 154-2775 (873 amino acids)
Biological process (GO): regulation of DNA-templated transcription; steroid hormone receptor signaling pathway
Cellular component (GO): nucleus
Molecular function (GO): sequence-specific DNA binding; steroid binding; nuclear steroid receptor activity
Source: RefSeq, a predicted model, not a curated record
GCCCCGUUGGUUCUGAGGAUGUGACGAACCGAAGGAUUUCGAAGUGGUGCAGAGGCUGCGCAGCGCCCGUCCCGUCGAACUUUAGGUCCGCGGCUCGCUGCUCAGGUGUGCGGUCCGCCACCUUCGCGAAACUUUCGGGGUGUGCCAGGGAAGAUGAAAACCAAGGGAGUGACCAGGGAACCCUCUGCUGCCUCCACCUCUUCCACCCAGGAUGGGUCAGUCCUCCUAGUACCUUCUCACCCAUCCGAUCGGGAUCCUUUUGCUGGAAGGGAGAGGGUCGAGGCGAUCGAUCUGACCCUGGACGGGCUUCUGUAUGCCAGAAGCAGCGAAGACGAGGAAGAGGAGGAGGAGGAGGAAGAGGAGGAGGAGAAAGAAGACCAGGAAGAGGAAGAAAACGCGUGUCUCAAGGAGCACGGACAGCUACCUGCCUCCUCCUUGGUCCAGGACAGUUCCGGGUUGCCGUCGGGCAAAGACGCCCUGGACCGGGUCCUGGAUACCUUUCUGACCUCGGACUCCAGUCACUCGGACAGCCCCUCGGCGGCGUGGUCGUCUUUCUUCGGCUCGGAGAUCCCCGAGUUGACCGCUGGGCUCCCCAGCAGGCGCUCCCUCGACGGCAAAGAAGAGGGCGCGCCCGCAGACGCCGCUUCCCUGCCGCCUCCGCCUCUUUCUCCCACGGCCACCGCCUCUCCUUCCCUUUGGAAGGCGGCUAAGGAUGCGGAGGGAGCUCCUUUUAAGAGCCCGAGGGGCAGGCUGCCAGCCCCCACAGCCUCGACGCUGCCGAAGGGAGCGCAGCAGCCUCCGAGCUCGGCCGAGGGAGAGCUGGUCCCUGGGGCUAGCCGCGCGGUAGCGGCCGCCUCCUCCUCCUCUUCCCCCUCUUGCAAGCUCCCGCCGACUUCAACCGCGGGACGCUCCCCCCUGGCCGCCCCCUCCAGCUGCUCCGACUUCUUCAACGUGCCCAUCCUGCCUCUCAACCCGGCCUACUUAGCCGCCCGGACGCGGCAGCUGCUGGACGUGGAGGAGUCCCAGGACUGGAGCCCCUUCUGCGGGCACCCAAGCGCCGCUUCCUCGCCCGCCCCCGGCACCCUCCAGGAUUUCGCUAACUUCGUCUACCCGCCCCGAGACGGGCACCCGCCGCAGGCCCCGCCGCCGCCGCCGCCGCCGCUUUACUUCCUGGGCUCCGGCGGGGACUUUCAGCCCAGCUUCAAGAUCAAAGAGGAGAGCCUGGCGGCGGCCGUGGCCAAAAACAGGAGCGACGGCGGGGCGCACUUGGGCACCUUGCCGGCCGCCACGGCGCCCUGCCCGGACUACGCUCCGCCGAUCGGCGCCGCUUCGCUGCCGAAGAGUAGCACGAGCGGCCAGGAAGCCGCCGCUGCGCCCCCCUCGUCGACCCUGGAGUGCGUUCUCUACAAGGCGGAGGUGGCGGCGGCGACUGGCGGCGCCCUCCCGGGCUCUUACGGACUAGCGCCUUACAAAGCCUCCGCCAGCUCCAUAGCGCAGAGGGAGGCUCUGUCUUUGCCCUCUACCUCGGGCGCCCCGCCUCAAGCCCUGUACCAGCCGCUCGCCUUUCAGGGCCAGCAGCCGUUCUAUUCGCCUUACUUGGGCUACCUAAGGUCUGAUGCUGAAGCAGGUCAGAGCCCUCAGUAUGGGUUUGAACCUUUGCCCCAGAAGAUCUGCCUUAUCUGUGGUGAUGAAGCUUCUGGGUGCCACUAUGGUGUCCUCACUUGUGGAAGCUGCAAAGUCUUCUUCAAAAGAGCAAUGGAAGGUCAACAUAAUUAUCUAUGUGCAGGGAGGAAUGACUGCAUAGUGGAUAAGAUUCGUCGGAAAAACUGCCCUGCGUGUCGCUUGAGAAAGUGCUGUCAAGCUGGCAUGAUACUUGGAGGUCGAAAGUUUAAGAAGUUUAAUAAGGUCAAAAUGCUAAGAGCUUUAGAUGUUGUCGCACUCCAACAGCCAGCAGCCCUUCCAAAUGAAAGCCAAACAUUGGUACAGAGGCUUUCAUUUUCACCAAGUCAAGACAUUCAAUUUAUCCCUCCACUGAUCACUGUCUUACAAAGCAUUGAACCAGAGGUUGUCUACGCAGGUUAUGAUAACACAAAACCAGAAACUCCAAGUGCUUUGUUGACCAGCCUCAACUACCUAUGUGAGAGGCAGCUCCUCUGUGUAGUCAAGUGGUCCAAGUCAUUACCAGGAUUCCGGAACUUGCAUAUUGAUGACCAGAUAACUCUUAUCCAAUAUUCAUGGAUGAGUCUAAUGGCCUUUGGGCUGGGAUGGAGAUCAUAUAAACAUGUCAGUGGUCAAAUGCUGUACUUUGCUCCUGAUCUAAUAUUAAAUGAAGAGAGGAUGAAAGAAUCAUCGUUCUAUUCCGUGUGCCUGACCAUGUGGCAAAUUCCACAAGAGUUUGUCAAGCUACAAGUAAGCAGUGAAGAGUUCCUUUGCAUGAAAGCCUUGGUCCUCCUGAAUACAAUUCCUUUGGAAGGACUCAGAAGCCAAAACCAGUUUGAUGAUAUGAGAUCCAGUUACAUCAGAGAGCUGGUCAAAGCAAUUGGACUGCGACAGAAAGGGGUUGUAGCCAGUUCUCAACGUUUCUACCAGCUCACAAAGCUUAUGGACGCCAUGCAUGAUCUUGUGAAGCAACUUCACUUAUACUGUCUCAACACAUUUCUUCAGUCCCGGACGCUGAGUGUUGAAUUCCCAGAGAUGAUGUCAGAAGUGAUAGCUGCCCAGCUUCCAAAGAUAUUGGCAGGAAUGGUGAAACCGCUUCUCUUUCACAAAAAGUGACUUGCUUCUCCAUCUGUCUGUCCACAAUCCCACCCCACCCCACCCCUAUGUCUGCUUUCUCUCUCUCUCUCUUUCCUCAUUUGUAGAGAUAACAUACAGAAAUUGUGUAUUUUUAAAAAUUGUUGGAGAUUUUUUGGGAUGGAUGAGAUUUAGCAGUGUUGAGAUAUCCCCAAUUCUGUGUCAUUUUGUAUGCCUACAUUUUAUGGAUGAGACCUGGAUUUGGUCAUACUUAGAGUGACACACUGAAUCAGAGAGAGGUCAAACAUGGAUCGGUAAUUUACACUGAUUUCAUGGACCUCUUUGGUGUCUGGCCAAAUCUAGAGCCAGUUCACUUUGCUGCAAACCUUUACUUGCUGAGCCUGUUUCACACAUCAUGAACUUUUUUUUAUUCCUUUGCAAGUAUUUUUUGCCCAAGAAAUGACCAAUACUUGUCAUAAGAAGUGUUUUAUAAUAGGCCUGAUUAAAUUUCUGCUCAGAUAUCCAUUUAAGAUAAGUUUUUUUUAAGAACAGGAAAUCACCUUGUACAUUUUCCCUUCAUAUUAUUCAUUUUUAAAUUGCUAUAAUGGAGUAAAACUUCAGCUUUUAUUACG